Molecule: messenger RNA, 2705 nt
Organism: Gracilinanus agilis (Agile Gracile Mouse Opossum)
Lineage: Eukaryota; Metazoa; Chordata; Mammalia; Didelphimorphia; Didelphidae
Gene: GALC
Product: galactosylceramidase
Exons: 17
Coding region: 1-2079 (692 amino acids)
Biological process (GO): galactosylceramide catabolic process
Cellular component (GO): lysosome
Molecular function (GO): galactosylceramidase activity
Source: RefSeq, a predicted model, not a curated record
AUGUUUCCUUGCAAGAUUUGGACUAACCGCCUACCAGCGGAGGGACUGUUGCUGCAGUGGCUGCUUCUUCUUUUGCUUCUGAGCACCACUGGGUCCUUCAGAUCUAGAAUUUUUAGGAAGCAUGUGUUUCGCUCCGACCUCAGUACCUCUCCGUACGUCUUGGAUGAUGCUCUCGGGCUCGGUCGGGUGUUCGAUGGGAUUGGCGGGCUGAGCGGAGGCGGGGCAACUUCCCGACUUCUAGUCAAUUAUCCCGAGCCUUAUCGUUCUGAAAUAUUGGAUUAUUUAUUUAAGCCAAACUUUGGUGCUUCUUUACAUAUUCUGAAAGUGGAAAUAGGUGGUGAUGGACAAACAACAGAUGGCACUGAGCCCUCCCAUAUGCACUAUAAAGGCGAUGAGAACUAUUUCCGGGGCUAUGAAUGGUGGCUAAUGAAGGAAGCUAAGAAGAGGAAUCCCAAUAUUAGACUUAUUGGGUUGCCAUGGUCAUUUCCUGGUUGGAUAAGUUCAGGUAAAAGCUGGCCCUAUGAUAGUCCCUCCAUUACUGCUUUAUAUAUUGUGUCUUGGAUAUUGGGUGCUAAGAAACAUCAUGAUUUGGACAUCGAUUAUAUUGGGAUUUGGAAUGAGAGAACAUUUGACACUCAAUAUAUAAAGAUCUUAAGAAAAAUGCUUAAUCAAAAAGACCUGGACAGAGUGAAAAUCAUAGCCAGUGAUAACCUCUGGCAGCCCAUUUCCGUUUCCAUGCUACUUGAUCAUGAACUCUUGGAUGCUGUUGAUGUUAUUGGGGCUCAUUAUCCUGGAACUCAUACUGUACAAGAUGCUUUGAAGACCAAAAAAAUACUCUGGUCUUCUGAAGAUUACAGUACUUUUAAUAAUGAAGUGGGUGGAGGUUGCUGGGCCCGAAUCUUGAAUCAGAAUUAUGUGAAUGGCCAAAUGACUUCCACAAUCGCCUGGAACUUAGUGGCUAGUUACUAUCCGCAACUACCUUUUGGGAGAGAUGGUUUGAUGACUGCUCAGGAGCCUUGGAGUAGCCAUUAUGUAGUAGAGACUCCUAUCUGGAUUUCAGCUCAUACCACUCAGUUUGCUCAACCAGGGUGGCAAUACCUGAAAACAGUUGGACAUUUACUUAAAGGUGGAAGCUACGUAGCUCUUACAGAUGGCUUAGGCAACCUCACUAUUAUCAUUGAAACCAUGACUCAUGAGCAUUCGAAAUGCAUAAGACCACCUCUUCCUUUUUUCCAAGUGUCCGAACAAACUACCACUUUCUCUCUUCAGGGAACCUUUAAAGAGUUAAGAAUGCUACAUGUAUGGUAUUCCAAACUCGGAAAAGAAACUAGGAAUGACUCUUUAUUAUUCAAACAACUACCUCCUCUAAAGAUUACUAAUGGAACAGUUACAUUACAAUUGGGUUUGGAUGAAGUGUAUACUUUAACAACCAUCACUACAGGUCAAAAGGGCAGUCAUCCUACUCCUCCAGAAUCACGGCCAUUUCCAUCUAACUAUGAAGAAAAUUUUAAUAUUCGCAAUCCACCUUUUAGCGAAGCUCCAAAUUUUGCAGAUCAGACAGGUGUAUUCGAAUACUACACCAAUGACCAGGGCACGGAGGACCAUGCCUUCACCUUACGCCAAGUGCUCACUCAGCGACCUAUCACUUGGGCUGAGGAUGCAGAUCAGACCAUCAGUAUUAUAGGAGAUCAUAACUGGAGAGAUUUAAAAAUAACUUGUGAUGUCUACAUGGAGACACCGAUGAUGGGUGGCAUAUUCAUUGCUGGAAGAGUAAAUAAGGGUGGGUCAUUCAUUCGAAGUGCCCAAGGAGUUUUCUUCUGGAUUUUUGCAGAUGGGACUUAUGAAGUUACUAAUGAUCUUAAGAGAAGUAGAAUAAUAAAGAAAGGAAAAGCUAAUGUCAUGGCUGAAAAAUGGUACACUCUCACUCUGAAUAUUAGUGGCUCUUCUGCGUCUGGCAUGCUAAAUAAUAAGCUUCUCUGGAGAGCUCAGCUGAAUCCAUUACCCAGGAAUGGUUGGGCAGCAAUUGGAACGCGUAGCUUUGAGUUUGCACAGUUUGAUAACUUUCAUAUCCAGGCUUAAAAGUUAGAAUUUUUGAAACUCUCAAAUAAUGAUACCUCCCUUCACAUGUAUUUUGAUUUUGGAUUUAGAGUCAAUUCCUCUGGGAUUUUUGAGACAGGAAAACAUUGAAGGAAUUUGUAUUUUCACACUUGACACUAUUACAUAUUUUUUUGAAUUUAAUAUAUUCCAAUUUUUAAAUUUCAUUUCAUAUUUCCCCCUUAAUUUCAGAGUAUUAUAUUACUUCUGUUUCUUAGCACUUUUGUCCUUUAGAUCUUACAAAGAUUUUAUUCUAAUAUUAAGGGAAUUGAGUUUUCUUUCUGGUUUGAAAUUAGUUAUGUUGUAGUAACUAGUAAAAAAAACUUUAAAGAUUUAUUUGCUAUUAUUUAACAUACUCACGUGCAUCACAUCUCAUGAUGAAAAAAAUAACGUCUUAAUCGGAGAGUCUUUUGUUUCUUCCAGGUAAUUUUAUGCAAUGCCCAAGGGAGUCUCAAGAGCAGUGUUUUAUGAAUUACUGUAUCAUUUUCAUCCUUUCAUUCUAUAUGGACAUUUUAAAAAAUGGUAUUGGAAGUAAAGGUGGGACCAUUUCUAAAAUGCCUUAUUAAUGAAUUACCUCCUAAACUUUCUUCAGUCAAUAAUAAAGAACUGAA